AUGCGUAUGCUUUCUGCCUGCUGCAAGAUGCACAACAUUAUGGAAGAUGGUAUAACAAUCGUUGAGGACCUAGCCAAGAGAAGAGAGCCACUUCCUAGCCUGGAAGCCAUCUACCUCAUUGCCCCAACCAAAGAAUCGGUAAGUCAUGUCCUUUGGUUAAUUAGUGUUUCGCGUGACAAGUAG
Messenger RNA from Cooperia oncophora, 183 nucleotides. The record is from the annotation of a GenBank genome assembly. NCBI's taxonomy places the organism in Eukaryota, Metazoa, Nematoda, Chromadorea, Rhabditida, Trichostrongylidae.